Molecule: messenger RNA, 2533 nt
Organism: Scleropages formosus (Asian bonytongue)
Lineage: Eukaryota; Metazoa; Chordata; Actinopteri; Osteoglossiformes; Osteoglossidae
Exons: 13
Coding region: 382-2286 (634 amino acids)
Molecular function (GO): guanyl-nucleotide exchange factor activity
Source: RefSeq, a predicted model, not a curated record
GAAAAUCUGCAACGGCAAAGAGUCGCGAACACAGAGCCUACCGAAGAAAAACUGCUUCUGCUAGAGCUGCUUAGUGCGGAGUUCAGCACAACACAUGGAAAGCAUGAAGCCACAAGAAGGAGAGCUAGCAAUAAAGAUUUCUGAGGUAAAAAACAGAUUUGAUGUUGGUUUCUCACAACUGAAAGAAUAAACAGGAUUUUCUUUGCUCUUCUGUAAGAUCUUUCUGGUUCAUUGAAGCUUAUGUAAAUAUGGACACGCAAUAUCUAGUGCCGCGCUAAUAUUAAAAUGAGUUUAGGCAAAACAAAAUUUUGAUUGCACUGAUAAACCACGUACUAUUGUUAUGCAUUGUAUGUAUAUUUGACCUUGCUUUAAUUUUUAUGUAUGUCUGCAAGAGUAAAUGCGUAUAAAAUUCUAUUGUACCUGGUGUUGCCUCAGCUGCAGAGCAUGGUAUCAGAACUGAAGACUGUAUUUUCAAGUGCCCUGCUUGAGUUAAAUCAGAUCAAGGACUCAGACACGUGCCUUCAGGAAGACCUUCGAGAGACUAAGCAGACCUGUGAGAAGCGCACUCGUCACCUGGAGGCCUUGGUGUAUUCCCUCAAGGAGGAGCUCAUAGAGGUGCGCUGCCAGUUGCUGCAGCUGCGAUGUGAUCAGCAGAAGCUCCAACAAAGUUUAAAGAUGAGCUGUAUCAGAGGGUUAGGACCUCAGAGAAACUGCUGUGGUUGCUCCAUGGACAGAGAGGCCCAUUGCGAUGGUCUACUUCUCCACUGCUACCUGCAGGGAGGAUGUGCAGGGUGGCAUCCCCACACAGGAACGUUUGUGAUCCCUAAUGUGCCAUCCAGGACAGCUGAACUCACUUCUGCAGUAACAACAUCCUGUGGUAGUGAUGUCCCUUAUGCAAGCCCUUGUGAAGGCAGGAGGAUGCAGGUAACCCUGGAGCUGCUCCACUCUGAACAAGAAUACGUGAAGACGCUGAAUCAGCUUCUUGAGAAGUACAGAAUGCUUUCAGCACUGGAAAAAGAGCAGGAUUCACAUGAGAAAUUUUUGAACUACACCGAACAACUGUUACGCCAACAUCGACUGUUCAGGAAUGAACUUGAGGACUGUCUCACCAGAGGACAUGGGCUGGAUCGUGUGGCUGAUGCUUUUGCCAAACUCAUGUGCCAAGAUGAGUCUGCUUUUUCUGAAAUGUACCUGGGAUACCUGAGGACCCUCCCUGAAAUCAUCUCAGCUCUUCACAAAUCAGAUGUUGCAGCGUAUAACACACAGGCAUCCUUGGGGGAGAGAAAGGAGCUGCUGGAGGUCUUCCCAAUCCUAGCCCCUGUGUCACAGAUUCACAACUAUUUAAUUCAUACACAAAGUGAGCUGCAAUGGACAAGAAGAGACCACGGAGAUUACGACCUCUUGGAAGAGAGGAAGCGAGUUCUUUGGCAGCUCCUCUCUCGGUGUCACGACCUUCUGGAGGAGGCCAGCCUGGGAACCCUCAAGGAAGCGGCAGGAUGCAGGAGUGUGUCUCCACAUGAGCUCCACUCUGCGAGGAAGAACUGCAGUCCUGCUGAUGCUACACAUCACCUCUGUGUCCCACACCACGUCCAACACACCUUCUUCCCAGCAACUGCAAACCCAGACAGGAAGGAAGGAAUGAGUGCAUCUGGGCAGGGCUUCCUGCUAAGGCUGAAGCCCUCUGGAGAACAAGCCUGUGGUCAAGAGCGCCCUGACAUAAGGGAGAAUGUUGCAGAUGGCGACACGGACCAGGAAGACUUCGGCAACACCUCCGUUUUCGAUUACUCCUCGGUGACCUCGUGCAGCCCCGAUGGCACCUAUGAGAUGGGGGCUAAAGCAGGGGAGGAAGGCUUGGGCAUCCCUGGGCGAGGAAACCUCAGCGAUGGCGACACGGACAGUCAGGUACCUGUCCUUCUGAAGCCCUCGCACACACCCAGCUCGCCACUGGAGCACGGAACAUCUGCAGAAGCGUCAUCGUGCCCGAGGUGGCAGGUGCCCAGGGUGUCCCAAGAGCACGGUGUCGCAAAGAACAUCUCUCACUCUCCUAGCAGGACGUUCAGAAUCACCUGGGAUGAGUCAUUUAAACAGGGUGAUUCUCCACCCAAUGAAUGCAAGAAGUCCGGGAGGCAGUCAGCUUCCAAACUGGCACAAGUAGGAAGGUACCAGAGGGUAGUGCGGCAAGCGACCCUCCUUGGUGUGCCAUGUGGAGGCCCCAUGCGAGAGAACACAAAUGGAACAAGUCCAUGGGAAGAGAGUGAAGAUGAGGGACCCUGCAGUACUGUGUGAAGAAGCGCAUGAAGACACUCCGUCAUGGCACCACGUUACUCCUGAUGGCCUGCGGCUCAGCUAGUUGAAUACAUCACCUCUGCUAUAGAUCAUCACUGACAUCAUCCAUCAGCCAAAAUACUGCAAAGCAGUGAUAAUGACAGCCCACAUUCCGUUUCAGUUGCCCAGAAAUGCACUUGAAAUUGAGAUUACAACACGCUGCCCUCCGAAUUAAUCCAAUAAAUGACAGCUGCUGCCUAAUUAAGUA